AUGAAGGAUUAUUAGAGCUCGUUAAUAGCGUUAUCUAUCCAACGAACGAGGUGAUGCGAGAAGAGAUCAACGCGGUCGAUAGACUUGCUGAUUUGAUAGCUGGAUAGAUUUAUUGGUGAAAACGGCUCGUAUAACGAUGACAGCAGGUGUGUGUGUGUGUGUGUGUGUACAUCAAUCACUGGCGGCAGGUGUGUGUAGAUUAUGUGGUUAAUGCGAGCGUUCUUGGUCCAUCUGGUGAUGAAGUCAGGGGUUCUAUAAUUAGGUGUGUGUGCUUAGGCUCGAAUGCAAGUCACACAGCCGCCUUGGUUCGAGUUAGGUGAUGUGACUGGUUUGAUGGAAGCGAGGUUGAAUGGGUUGCGGGAAGUGCGUGCAGGAGUGUGUGAGAGGUGCGUGCGCGAGAGCCGGGUGCGCGAGAGGAGGGGUGCGAUGGGUCAGUGUGGUGGUGAGUGCGACGCGAGAAGGAUGUUGCGAGUCGCGGACGGGCGAUGAGGACGGCGUGGGUAGUGUGCGACAGUGAUGUUGCCGAGUGGCGUCCUCGUGGAAAGCGUCGUGUCGCAGCCUACACCACCCGACACAGGCGUCAAGAAAAGCGUCGUGCCGCAGCCUGCACCCCCAGACAAGACAGGCGUCCGUGUCGUGCCGCCGCCGCCGCAGCCUACACCCCCAGAAAGCGUCGUGCCGCAGCCUGCACCCCCAGACAAGACAGGCGUCCGUGUCGUGCCGCAGCCGCAGCCUACACCCCCAGACAACAACACUAUGUCUAACCCCGACCCAAAGCGAGCCAACAGUAACAGUAUCGCUCGUAGGUCCCAAGACACUCCCCGGACAGUGCUGUCUCAGGAGACCGGGCCUCCUGCCCUGCCAAAUCUGACUUCAGCUUCCUCUCAGCCACGUAGUCGCUCCCCCACGUCGUCGCCACGUCCCCAGAGGAGCACACCUGCCUCCCACGUCUCCCCCAGGGCCUCCCCUCUACCGGAAAGGGCCACACCUGCUAUACACGUGUCCUCCAGGGCCUCCCCACUACCGGAAAGGGCCACACCUGCUACACACGUGUCCUCCAGGGCCUCCCCACUACCGGAAAGGGCCACACCUGCUACACACGUGUCCCCUAGGGCCUCCCCAUUACCGGAAAGGGCUACACCUGCUACACACGUGUCCUCCAGGGCCUCCCCACUACCGGAAAGGGCCACACCUGCUACACACGUGUCCACUAGGGCCUCCCCACUACCGGAAAGGGCUACACCUGCUACACAAGUGUCCCCCAGGGCCUCCCCAUUACCGGAAAGGGCCACACCUGCUACACACGUGUCCUCCAGGGCCUCCCCACUACCGGAAAGGGCCACACCUGCUACACACGUGUCCCCCAGGGCCUCCCCACUACCGGAAAGGGCCACACCUGCUACACACGUGUCCCCCAGGGCCUCCCCACUACCGGAAAGGGCCACACCUGCUACACACGUGUCCCCCAGGGCCUCCCCACUACCGGAAAGGGCCACACCUGCUACACACGUGUCCCCCAGGGCCUCCCCACUACCGGAAAGGGCCACACCUGCUACACACGUGUCCCCCAGGGCCUCCCCACUACCGGAAAGGGCCACACCUGCUACACACGUGUCCCCCAGGGCCUCCCCACUACCGGAAAGGGCCACACCUGCUACACACGUGUCCCCCAGGGCCUCCCCACUACCGGAAAGGGCCACACCUGCUAAACACGUGUCCCCCAGGGCCUCCCCACUACCGGAAAGGGCCACACCUGCAACACACGUGUCCCCUAGGGCCUCCCCACUACCGGAAAGGGCCACACCUGCUACACACGUGUCCCCCAGGGCCUCCCCACUACCGGAAAGGGCCACACCUGCUACACACGUGUCCCCCAGGGCCUCCCCACUACCGGAAAGGGCCACACCUGCUACACACGUGUCCCCCAGGGCCUCCCCACUACCCCACAUAAAUUUGACAAUCAGCUGCGUGUCCCCCAGGUCGCCGCAACUCCCCGACAGGGGCACACCAGGGGCGUCCCUGCCUCCCCAGCUGCCCCCGCCGCCCUCUAGCCCCGGGGGAGGACACAGGUCCCCGAUCAUCGGGUCCCCGACGCGGGGUUCGAGCCCCUACAGCCCUCUGCUGGGGCGAGAGCGCAACUCCCCAGCCAAGGUCGGCGGUAAAGCGUGUCAGACAAAGACGGGCCAGGCGCCAGUCUCGCUCCCCCAGCCCGGCACCGGCGGCGCCAUGACCAAGUUCCUGGGCACUGGCGGGAAGAGUGGCCCCGGGCACUCCCGGAGCCCGAGGGCACCGCCCCCUCACCGCCUCAUCCGACAGCACUCCCUCGCCGCCGUCUUGGGGCUCUUUCGCGGUCGGGACGAACGACUCGGCGGCUUCCCCGACUUGCCCGACGACUGGCACACAGUUCGGGAAGAGCCGGAGGAGCUGGAGAGGUCGUCGGGGAGCAACAACUCGAGAUCGCACUCUAUUCCUUCCACUUCGGUGCCGCACCUGCCGCACCAGGAUGCGCGCCGCAAGCGGCGGAGCUCCUGUCACACCGACAUAUCCGGGUUGUCGGAGAUGAUCCCGGUCAUCCCGCCGCACGCUAUAAAGAGGAAGCCGCUGACGAGCGAGGCGGCGGCGGCGUCCGUCACGACGCGUCGGUGCUCGCUGACGCAGCCGUACGCGACGCUGUACGGGUCGUGGCAGAGCAACGCGUCGGCCCCGGGCAGCCGACACGGCAGUAACGAGCUGCCGCCGUCGGCUGGCGUCCUGCCCCGACGGGGACCAGCAGCAGCUCCGUCGGUGCAGGUGGAGAUGACCCACAUGGGGGCCGCCGCCGCCUCGGCCCUCCCUAACAGCCACGGGGCGACCCAAUCCACCUCGACGACCGCCGCCACGACCUCCUCCGUCGUCACGACCUCCACCAUGACAACCUCAUCCUCCACCGCCCCUCUCCUCCCCCCUCACGACCUCCUGAACGACCACUACCUCCUGACGGUGAGCGAGUCGUUCACUCAGCUCCUCGCUUGCACCUUGCAGAAAGUGCCCAUGAAGGACUUCGGCUCCGAGGUCCGGGCGACGAUGGACAUCGCGCACUUCCUGUCGCAGGCGACGCUGGUGCUGGACGUCGGGGAGACGUCCCUCGAGGGCAUCUGCGACAUGCUGCUGACCAAGCUGCUGGAGCAGGACGAGCCGCUCUGCUCCGUGGCCGAGGCCAAGUCCAUCCUCUUCACCCACGACACAUGUGAG
This is a messenger RNA of Procambarus clarkii (red swamp crayfish), 3231 nucleotides long. The record is from RefSeq and is a predicted model, not a curated record. Lineage: Eukaryota; Metazoa; Arthropoda; Malacostraca; Decapoda; Cambaridae.